GUCUUUUCGCCUUGGCGGCUCUGCCAAAACCCGUCCUUAAAAGUUAAAACCUCCUUCCGUUUCUUUCUGUUUCAGUAUCAAAUCACACCACAGUUUUAGCAACUCCUCUCAGCUCACCUUAUCUUUUUGCCGAAUCUUUUUCCAAAAUGGAUCCCCAAGAAUUCAUUGCUGUGGCUCUGGAAAUUUUUUUGGCACGAGAGAGACAGAAGAUAAGGCUGAUGAAAGAAUCAAUGAGGGCUGAUCAAGUUGCACUUCAGGAGAAGGAGAGGGAGUGUUCCAUGCUUAUGAGAAAAAAUCAGGAUAUGCUCGCAAAAGAAGCGGCAAAGAAAAAAUUGGUUGAUGAUUUCAUGGCUUUCAUUGGAGCGAACGAGAACAAUGAGAAUGCCCAGAAAUUUGAUGAUAAAAUAAUGAUGAAAGCUAUUGAAACUGUGAUGACCAGUUGCGGAGGCGACAAUGGAGGAUUUGCCAACGGCUACGGAGACACUAGUUUUCCUGGAAUCUAUCUGGGUCUUGAAGAAAAAACUACGAUCAAUGAAAUUGUUGCUCUGGUGAACAAAAUUGGCAGUUGUGGCGGCGAUGAUGGAGGAUUUUCCAGCAAUCACGGAGAGAUUAAUAAUGCUCCUGAGAAGGGUCAGAAUCUUGGUGAGGAAGCUACGAAGACCGCUGCUAAUGGAACAAACGAAGAAGGCGAUUAAGACAGCAACGAUGGUGGUUAUAGCGGCGGUUACAAUGGGAAACGCUGUAAGUUGGAUGAUGGUGGGCCCCAUUAAUAACAUUAUGUGGAAAGAUGUACAAAUCUUCGAUUUAAUAUCCCGUUGUGUUCUGAAAUAAUUGGAUUAAAUAUUCUGUCAAUUAAUUUAGGUACAAGUUUAUUGCAAGUAAUAGUAAGUUGUUCCUACCCCAGUUAGUGAGUGGUAUUGGAGUUGAUUUUAAGGUUGAAAAUUUGGAGUUCGACCUUCAAUAGGGUAGCAAGAAGUUGUGAACUUAAAAAGCUUGCACUUUGAAUUACUUAAUGUAAUUGUUUGUAUGUUUGCUUGUUUUUUUGUUUUUUUUUUUUUUUCAUGUUCA
Durio zibethinus is the source of this 1068-nucleotide messenger RNA. RefSeq lists its product as uncharacterized. NCBI's taxonomy places the organism in Eukaryota, Viridiplantae, Streptophyta, Magnoliopsida, Malvales, Malvaceae. The record is from RefSeq and is a predicted model, not a curated record.